Drosophila montana is the source of this 1059-nucleotide messenger RNA. RefSeq lists its product as uncharacterized. The record is from RefSeq and is a predicted model, not a curated record. NCBI's taxonomy places the organism in Eukaryota, Metazoa, Arthropoda, Insecta, Diptera, Drosophilidae. The coding region runs from base 341 to 985 and encodes 214 amino acids. The transcript has a single exon.
CAAACUAGUCUAGUUUUUAAGCUAUAUGAUGAAAUUUUAAAUAGCUUCGUUCAUUUGUUGUAGGUACCAUAUAAGACAGCUGUCAUAGGAACAGUGCGUCGAUAAGUGAGUUCUCGUAGAACAAACACUUCAAGAUACCUUAACAAAACUCGGCAAUUUCCAUCGAAAUGAGACUUAUAUGCCAUAUAGCUCCUGUCAGAACAUUAUGUUUGCCAGAGUAUUUAAUCGUCGAUACUACAAAGUUAAGUGUGUUUGCUUGUUGGGACUACGUCAAUGCCAAGGGUCUGCGCACCCCAUAAUGAGCAAAUAAUAUAAUAAUAUUAUCCAAGCAGUAUUCAAUAUGUGGAACGAUGAAACGGAACUUGAGGCGCUGCGUGCGAUCUAUUGCCUAACCGAAGCAGCUGCAGCCAAGCCCAACUGGCGCAAAUUACUUGCUCUGGGCAACACCCUGGAACGGGAGCUAAAGCGUAAGAUACUCUGGGUAUGGCCCACGGCACUGGAUCUCAAGAACUUCAAUCAAAUACUAAAGGAGCUGGACAUACGCAGCGUGCUGAGCAUAGGCUGCGGCAGUGGCUUGCUCGAGUGGCUGGUAGGCGCUGUUGCUGAGCAAGGAUUACGCAUUUAUGGCCUGGAAAGGGAUCCAAACUGGUGGCGCAGCAAGUAUGCGGUCCGCAGUUUUAUACCACUAAACUACAUUGAGGAGGCGUGCUCAAAAUUGAAUGCCCAUUUCUUAAGCGAAUGUUGCUCGGGCGUUGCGCCUUGUGCUCUGCUUUUCUGUUACUUUAACAAUCGCAGCGCAUUUUUAGAAUAUCUUAGUGUGUUUGAGGGCAAGUGGCUAAUAUUAAUAGGCCCACAGCCUGCAGUGGGCAUACACACAGAGCCUAAUCCGCUGCAGCCGCAACUACCCGACGACCAAUGGGCGUUGCAUCAGGUUACCAACUGGACUGAGCAGAAUUUGGUGGCUGUUUACGAGAAACUACCGUAAUUUAGCGGCACAUGUAUUUUGUUUAUAAUAUUUAUAAUAAUAUGAAUAAUAUAUCUAACUCCUAUUGACCUCUA